This is a messenger RNA of Capsicum annuum, 774 nucleotides long. RefSeq names its product class V chitinase-like. Lineage: Eukaryota; Viridiplantae; Streptophyta; Magnoliopsida; Solanales; Solanaceae. The transcript has a single exon. The record is from RefSeq and is a predicted model, not a curated record. Gene Ontology annotation, molecular function: chitin binding; chitinase activity. Gene Ontology annotation, cellular component: extracellular region. Gene Ontology annotation, biological process: chitin catabolic process; carbohydrate metabolic process. Bases 1 to 774 code for a protein of 257 amino acids.
AUGUCUAACGCGUACUUCCCUGGAAGAAAAUACUUCAUUGAAUCAUCCAUCACUAUCGCGCGAUCUUAUGGUUUUGAUGGCCUUGAUUUCUGCUGGAUUUGGCCUAGUUCGUCCCAAGAAAUAUCGAAUUUGGCUACCCUUUUGGAUGAUUGGAGAGUAGCUAUUGAUCUUGAGUCCAAACAGGUGAAAAAGCCGCGACUUUUAUUAACAAUGGCUGGUAAAUACACACCUUGGAUUGAAGAUUUGAGUUUUCCAAUUGAGUCAAUGAGGAAAAACUUGGAUUGGUUGCAUGUAUUUGCAUUUGAUUACUAUGAACCAGGGACAACAAAUAACACAUCUCCUGUUGCUGCAUUGUAUGAUCCAAAUAGUGAUUUGAACACUGAUUAUGGUAUUAGUGCUUGGAUCAAAUCUGGUUUUCCUAGUCAGAAUCUUGUUCUAGGAUUGCCAUUUUAUGGCUAUGUGUGGACAUUGUUAAGUCCUAAAAACAACCAGAUUGGCGCGAUGGGUACGGGGCCAGGGCCGAAAGAUUAUUCAUAUGGUACUGAGGCGUUCACGAGUACAAAUGGUAUGUUGAGCUUUAAUGAUAUCAAGAGAGACAUGAUAAAAUAUCACGCUAAUAAUUCAUCGUAUAAUUCAACUUAUGUGAUGAAUUAUGUCUCUAUUGGCACAACUUGGGUUGGUUUUGAUGAUGUUAAGGGAGUGAUAUCCAAAGUUUCCUAUGCAAAAAAGAGGAAUUUGGGAGGCUAUGUGGCAUGGCAAGUCUCAUAUGACUAG